UUGAAGCAGCAUCUGCCGUUCCUUCCCAAACAGAAGGGAGGACACAUUUACACUAACAAACUCCUUCUGUUCCUUUCAGACUUGCAGUAAGGUGUGAGGACAAGCCCUUGACUCCAGGCCGGGACGUCAGAGUGUGGAUAAACCCUCGGUCCAUGUGAAGCAACAGAGCGGAUGGAACAAGGUUCGCAGGAGAUCAGUUUCCUCCCGGGCUUGAUGGAGCCAGUGCCGGAGGGAGGAGUGGACACACGGGCGGCUAAAGAGGAGGAGCUGCAGGACAGGGGAAGCUGGAAGGGGAGGUUUGACUUCCUCCUGUCCUGCGUGGGGUACGCCAUUGGACUGGGCAACGUCUGGAGAUUCCCUUAUCUCUGUGGGAAGAACGGUGGAGGUGCCUUCCUGAUCCCGUAUUUUCUGACGCUGAUAUUUGCUGGAAUCCCCCUGUUUCUGCUGGAGACGGCUCUGGGCCAGUACACUUCCAUCGGGGGCCUUGGUGUCUGGAAGCUCGCUCCCAUGUUCAAAGGUGUUGGAAUGGCUGCUGUCAUCUUGUCAUUUUGGCUCAACAUCUACUAUAUAGUCAUCAUCGCCUGGGCUCUCUACUAUCUCUUCAGCUCCUUCACAAUGGACCUUCCGUGGCAAAGCUGUGACAAUGACUGGAACACGGAGCUUUGUUUCUCCAACUUCUCGCUGGUCGACACCACCAACCUGACCAGUGCCGUGACUGAGUUUUGGGAGCGAAAUAUGCACCAGAUGAGUAGUGGUCUGGAGGAGCCCGGCACCCUACGUUGGCCUUUAGCUGGGACCCUGGCCCUGGCUUGGAUUCUCGUUUACUUCUCCAUCUGGAAGGGCGUGGAGUGGACGGGAAAGGUUGUGUACUUCUCCGCCACCUACCCCUACGUCAUGCUGUUCAUUUUGUUCUUCCGCGGAGUCACCCUCCCUGGGGCGAGGGAAGGCAUCUUGUUCUACCUCACUCCCAACUUCAGCAAGCUCGCCAGCUCCCAGGUCUGGCUUGAUGCGGCGACACAGAUAUUCUUCUCCUACGGGCUUGGUCUGGGAUCACUCAUCGCUCUGGGCAGUUACAAUCAUUUCCACAACAACAUUUACAGAGAUUGCCUCAUUGUGUGCAGCGUCAACUCCUGCACCAGCAUAUUUGCUGGUAUUGUCAUCUUCUCCGUCAUUGGCUUCAUGUCCCACAUCACCAACAAACCCAUCAGUGAACUGGCAUCGUCAGGACCUGGCCUGGCGUUUCUUGUGUACCCCCAGGCAGUGACUCAACUACAUCCAGCAUCACUCUGGGCCAUUCUCUUCUUCUCCAUGCUACUGAUGCUUGGCCUUGACUCGCAGUUCUGUACGGUGGAAGGCUUUGUUACCGCUCUCAUGGACGAAUACCCGCGAAGUUUGCGUCGACACAAAAAGAAGUUCAUCGGGUCGGUGUGCUUCAUCUCGUACCUUGCCGGGUUGUGCAUGGUCACUCAGGGUGGUCUGUAUAUCUUCAAGUUGUUCGAUUACUACUCAGCCAGUGGCAUGACUCUCCUCUUCCUGGUUUUCUUCGAGACCAUCUCAAUAUCUUGGUUUUAUGGAGUCAACAAGUUUUAUAAAAACAUUGAGGAGAUGAUUGGGUACAAACCGUGCAUUUGGUGGAAGCUUUGUUGGGUAUAUUUUACACCCAUUAUAGUUCUGGGAGUGUUUCUCUUCAGCGCCGUGGAGAUGUCACCUUUGACCCUUGGCAACUAUGUCUACCCCAAAUGGGGUCAGGGUAUUGGCUGGUUUAUGGCCCUCUCCUCCAUGGUCUUCAUCCCGGGAUACAUGGUCUACUUGUUCUUCACCACCGAGGGAACUCUGGUGCAGGUACGGAGAAAAACAUAG
This is a messenger RNA of Leucoraja erinaceus (little skate), 1860 nucleotides long. RefSeq names its product sodium- and chloride-dependent GABA transporter 1-like. Bases 172 to 1860 code for a protein of 562 amino acids. Gene Ontology annotation, molecular function: gamma-aminobutyric acid:sodium:chloride symporter activity. The transcript has 13 exons. The record is from RefSeq and is a predicted model, not a curated record. Lineage: Eukaryota; Metazoa; Chordata; Chondrichthyes; Rajiformes; Rajidae. Gene Ontology annotation, biological process: neurotransmitter transport; sodium ion transmembrane transport. Gene Ontology annotation, cellular component: plasma membrane.